Messenger RNA from Condylostylus longicornis, 3549 nucleotides. Its product is annotated as mucin-5AC. The transcript has 4 exons. Lineage: Eukaryota; Metazoa; Arthropoda; Insecta; Diptera; Dolichopodidae. Gene Ontology annotation, molecular function: structural constituent of chitin-based larval cuticle. The record is from RefSeq and is a predicted model, not a curated record. Bases 345 to 1772 code for a protein of 475 amino acids. Gene Ontology annotation, cellular component: chitin-based extracellular matrix.
AAUAAUUUUGUUUAACAUUUUUACGCGGGUCUUAACGUAGUAAUAAUUACUUUAUACAAUACCAAUUUUCUAUACAAAUGAUAUUUUAAAAUUUAAAAUUCAAGUCCUUCAAAGGAGGACUGUAAUAUAUUCUAUUGAAAGUUUUAACAAUAUUUUAUGCUAAUUCACUCAAAUUUAUUAAUAAUUUUUUUUUUAAAUUAAAUUUUGUGAUUUUCUUCUAAUUUGAGAGUGAUUCUUAAUAGUUUUUAAAUAUAUAAGUAUAUAUAAACGAUACCUUAUAAAAGGAUAUUUUUUAAAUGUAAUUUAUUUGAAUCGAUUUUUUUUUUUAUAGAGCUGCCAAAAUAAUGAAUACUCAUAUAUGGAUAUUUGUGAUAUUAAUGCUUUAUACAGCAGUAUGCAACGCAUAUUGGGGUACUGGCACAGGUCAAUAUCAUAUUCAAACGGACGAAGGAAACGAAAGAUAUUUUCGAUAUCAAACCGAUAAUGGGCAGUACAGAAAAGAAAAGCGAUUGCAAGAUGGUACAGUUAUAGGUACUGAUGCAUGGAUAGAUGCGGCUGGAUUUCUUAGAGCAAAAGAUUAUAUAGCUGAUGAUCAAGGAUAUCGAAUAUUAAAAUCAAAAACUUUUUAUGUGGGACAUGGUCGAAGUAUUGAAGAUGCUGUUCGAACUUUUAAAAGUUUACCAUCUAAUGCCAUAAGUUCAUCAGUUCCUGUUCGUGCUCAUAUUGUACCAGUUACUACAUAUAGACCUACAACAAUAUAUUCAGGGUUGCGAACAACAACAUCCCGUCCGUCUUACUCAACGACAACAAUAUCACCACCAACGACGCCGCAACCGAUAUCUUCAACAACAUACCGACCAACAACAUAUACUCCAAUUAUAUCAACAACACAUAGGCCAAUAACAAGUACAGCUAUACCAUAUAAUGGAUUUGAUUAUUCAACACCACAAGUUUUUGUACGUCAUCAUUCGCAACCAUUAGAAGAAAAUUCGUAUAAUUCGAUAUCACAUAACGAUUUUGCGAUAACAACAUCACGACCUAUAGCAGUACCUUCACAAACAUAUUUACCUCCACAUUCUGAUAAUAGAAAUCGUGAUGAGCAAAUUAAACCGAUAGCAGUUAUAUCAUCAACACCAAGCCCUAUAUCAUCUAAAGAUGCUGCUUAUAUUUCAUCAACAUUAAUUCCACCACUAUCAUCACCAACUCCAUUUUCAACUGCAAAACCUGCAUAUAAAUCAACUAGUACACCAUAUUAUUCAACAACAUAUCGUUCAAAUUAUCCAAUAUCAUCAGUAUCUCCAUCAGAUUAUCAUAAUCAUAUAAGUACAAUACAACCUAUACAUUCAACGACAUCGAGACCAAAUUAUGAAUCACCUACAAUUGGCUCAAUUGUACCAAUUGAAGAUAAUGAUAUAACAGUUAAACCUUUAUAUUCUAGACAACCGAUAGCAUCUAUUGAUGAUUCAUAUAAAUUAAGAGUUGCACCAUUAGAAUAUAAUAAUAAUUUGGGUAGUGGAUAUGAUCCACAAUUUCCAGAAUAUGAUGGAAUUUCCUUAAAUCGAAAUGGAUUUAGUUAUUAUUUACCAAAACAAUAUCAUGAAGAAGAUAAUCGUGACCCGAAUUAUAGACGUGGUAGUUUUGGAUAUAUUGAUCCAUUUGGUAUACGUAGGGUAACUUAUUAUAAUACAGCACCAGGAGAAGGUUUUGUACAUAGAAAAAAUAAUCGUUAUGUCGGACACGAUGCAACACCAUACGAUCCAAGGCCAAUAUAGUUUUAAAAAUCAAGAAAAGAAGAAAAACAUUCAAAAAACAUUAUAUUAUGAAAAGUGAUGAAAUUUUAAAAUGAAUUGAAUUUAUUUUUUUUAAAUUUUGAUAGCUUUAAAAUUUCAAAUAAUUAUUGCAAAUUCUUAAUUUAUUUUUUUUGUUCUAUAACAAUAUUUUCCAAUUUUUAAAAAUUGACAUUCUUAAAAAAAUAUUUAUACUUUAAUUAAGAACAGUUCCAGAAUUGAAAAACAAUUAUAAAAGAAACCCCCCCUGUUUUCUUAAUAAUAAUCUUACCCUUAAUUUUAUUCAAAAUUAAAUUUUUUUUCUAAACUAUAUUUCUUUAACUAUAAAAUGAUGUUAUAAUUUAUUAGAAACCAGGGGAAUGAUUUUUCCUUGAGAUUUUUGAAUGGCAACACUUUAAACUCCAAUUAAUUUUGAAAAAUUUAUGGCUUCCUUCAAAAUGUAAAAGAAAAGAGUUAAGAAAAAUUGCAAUAUUUUAUUUGUAUUUAAUUUAUAUUCUUAAAUUUAUAUAUAGGAAAGAAACAAACGAUAAAAUUAUAGUUAUAGUAAAACAAAAAAAAAAGCACAUUGUACGCUUUGUUCUAAGCACCAUUUUAACAACAUUCUAUGUAUAAUUUUUUAUUUUAAUAAAUUAGUUAAGAUAUUGGACAUUUUUUUUAUAACUUAUUUUCACAUUAAUUGUACGUAACGUUAACACCCAAAUUAAUAGUAUUAGAUUUAGAUAUUAAAAAAAAUAAUAGAAAAAAAAAACAAAAUACAAAAAAAAUAACCACAAUUCUUGCCAUAUUUCAUUAUUAAAGGAAUUGGAUCAAAAAUUAUAAUAAAUAAUAAAAUAAAAAAAAUAGUUAUAUGAAUAAAAUUCAUAUUACAUUCAAGAGUAAAUUCAUUAAUAUAAAUGUAAAAAUAUGCAUUAAGCACCAUCAGAAUUUAGAAACAGUGUAUAAUUUCAAAAGAAAAAAGUAUACUAAAUCUAGUUUAAAUAAAAAUAUUAAAAAUUUUCAAAAAAAAUUGGAUGGUGUUACAAAAUUACAUAUAAUAUUAAUGAAUUUAUUCUUUGUAUAAUAUGCUAUUUUUCUGCAUUAAGAAAUUAUUAUACUGCAAAAGCAAAGUAAUUUUAAUGUUUAUAAAUUUUCAAAAAAAUUAAAAUUUUCUAAAAUUAAAUUUAAUUAAAUUGAUUUAUUUUUGUAAAUAUGUAUAACAUUAAAUUAAAUAUUAUGCAGAAAAAUAAGUAAAUUAAAAUAAAUGAAAAUGUCAUAAUAUUUCUCUAGUAAUAGACUUUCAUUAAAAAAGUAACUUUUAAAGCAAAAAAAAAAAAAAUAACGUCUUAAAUUGUGUUAUGUAAUGUAGAUUUCCAAUGAAUAUCCGUUACGGAGAAAUAUUUAUUUAAUAUGAAAUAUAUAAAAAAUUUGCAAAAAAUUUAUUAAAUGAUGUGAGCUUGUAUACGAUAAUUUCAAGUCAAGAAUGUUUUAACUAUAACUCUUCACAAUAUUUAUUUAAAUAUUUUUAUUUUAUCCUACAUCUGGUUUCAAUUUCCAAAUUAAAAUCAAAAUCAAUCUUUUAACUUUAAGUUUAAAUUUCCAACUUCAAACAAAUUCACAUCAUAAAAACAAUAUAAACAAACCUUUUUUUUAAUUAUUAAUUAAUAAUUAUAUAAUUUUACAUAUACUUAAUUUAAAAAUAUAUUCUUGUAAGUUUUAUUUUAUAAUUAUAUAAUUUAUUUUUGUACAAUAUAACAUUUUUUGUGAAUUAAUUCUUAAUAAUAAA